AAUGAGUCCUCCUUGUUAAACGUCUUGAAACCACAACGAACACACGUAACAGUUUUUAAAUCUUUUAACUUAACUUUUAUUACAUCUUUUGGAAAAAACAACUCCAACUUCGAGCUUUUUCUACCACAAUUAUCACAAAAAUCCAUGUGAGAUUGCGAAGGGGCUGUAGAUCAAUUCAGACGGAGUUUCUCCUUUUUUUUUUUUUUUUGGAUCCUCAUGUGCCGCGGGAUUUUUGUCAAGGUUAAAGUGUGCCGUGGCUCAAAAAAGGUUGAAAAACACUGGUUUAGUUCAUGGUUUUAUAAGAGAAGUUGACAGUUUUCAAGUUUGAAAUUAAAUGGUAAAUGGCAUAUACUUAUACAGCGCUUUAAUACCUUCUUAGAAGGCCCAAAGUGCUUUACAGUCACAUUCACUCAUGCACACACACAUUCACACACUGAUGGCGGCUCUGCUGGCAUUGGCACCAACCUAUAACCACCAGGAGCAACGUGGGGUUCAGAAUCUUGCCCAAAGACACUUCGUCACAUCGGCGGGUAAGGCAGGAACCGAACCUCCAAUCUUCUAAUCAGAGGCCGACCACCCAUCUGCAUCAUGGCCACCCAUAAAUAAACAAAUUGCAUAGUAAAUUUGAUAAAAACAUCAAUAAGAAAUACAAAAUUACCUUAAAGAAAUGUGUUGCCGAUUUCUCCUCUCAGGCUCUUUAACAUUGUCCAUCUUUUAUGCAUAUUGUAUUAGUAGACUCAGGAUAUUGCAUUACACUCCUGCGUGAUCCCAUCAUCCAUCUGCAUUUUUUUUUACCUUAAACCCUCAGGAAAACCACAAGUGUUAAGAUCUGGUAUGACUAAUAAAUUAGAGAUAAAUUAGACAGCGUCACAGGAAAGUGACUCCUUAGAUUUGCGCACAUUUUCUAUGAACAUGAAAGUUACAACUCCCGAGUUUUUUUCUCCGAUCCAACCAUUAAUACAACUGUUUUGUAUGUGAAUACCCCUGUGUCAACCAUUUCAUAACUCUCUCUGAACUUUUUCACGAUACUUGUACUUGUAACAGCUUCCAGUACACAUGAACAAACUUUAAAGGAAAUAAUCACUUUUCUGUAUAGACAGCCAUGGGGUGAACAAUGUUGGCGAUUUUCAGGCAGUAGGUACAAGACCAAACCACUGUGAGACAUAGAGUGGUGGAGCUCAGUUUUCAGAUCUUCAAAAUGUUGAUUUUUUGUUUUUCAAAGAUUCCUAUGAGUCCCAUUGGCAUGUGCUUCCUUUGUAUAUAAUCUAAUUAAUCUAUUUUUAUGUGAAAAAUUUGGAAUUGCUUUCCAUUUGAUCGGUUUCUGCCUAUUUUUGCCAAAUCCCCAUGUCCAUCCCUAAUAGACUAAACUUAUCCCUCUUUUAGUACUUUUAGUUACGUUUUUAAGGAAAACUGUACAGAUGUGAGGCUGUGCAUGGAGAGAAAAUUGCUUCACUAUUAAAGACUGAAAAAUUAACCAUUUCUCUAAUCGCAUAAUGGGAACACAAUGUUCACAAGGGCCUCUUUACUGGUGUGCUGAUUCAGCAAAGGUGUGCAUUAGAUGAGGAGGAACCCUAACAGAGUCUCGUUAAUUAGGUGACCCACUGAUUAGUCUGGCUUUGUACACACGUUUAAUCCAAACACAAGAUCAGAUUGGAAUUGUUCGGAGCCACUGAAUCAUUCCGUGUUUGCCUUCCUUUCCUUUUGUGCCGUGUUUACCCUGCGAAGGCUCCUCUCUGUGUUGAUUCAUUUUGUGCUAAACAAGCUGUAACCAUCUGUUCUUGCACAAUGGACCCAUUUUAUGUGGCUUUUGAAAAACCUGAUAGUACAAAUGUUAUCUAGGCUACUCAGUAAGGCGCGACACAUUCACUCCAAGGAUGAUCCAUCUUCAGAAAUCCAUCCAAACUCCCAGAACUGUUUUUCUUUCAAUCUCUCUCCUGCUUUCGGAAUGUUUAUAAAGUUUGUCUUCAUGUGUUUUAAUAUUUUUCUCUAACCAAUCUGUUCUAUAUAAUGUCAUGACAAGGAAAAAUUCUACUUUUCGAAAAAGUAAAGAGGAUUGACAGUAGAAGGGCAAAGAGAUGGAGUGAGUGGUUCCUUAAUUCCUCACACGUGCUCGACAGAAUUAUUAUUCUUUGAAGGUCCUGUUGCGUUUUUCUCCUAGUGCUUCCUUUUUGAUCUGCAUACUGCUUAGCCUUGCUGGUAAGAGUGGUUCAGCACAAAACGUCACUCAUAUUUAAUGCAUUUGGAUUCCGUCCAUCCUAAUAACAAUCACACGUUUUCUUUAGAGUGUAAAAGUGUUGAUUCCUUUUUUAAUCAAAACUCAUACUCAAAACUGAUGCAUUAAAUCAGUGUUUUUUUUAAUGAUUUAAUUUGUUAUUUUUCUUGUCACUUGUUCAUUUGUGUUAAAAAAUGUAACCAUGGACACCAAACAAGCUUUACAACUAUGUAAACAAAAGGAGAUGAGUAUUUUUAUAGUCAACACAUGAUUAAAUAAUGAAUUGCUUUCUUCUCACUAGUACCUUGCACUUACCACACGUACUAAAGGAAGAAUAUGUCCAAAUACACAGUAUUUGUGAAAUAAUAAAUUUCCUUGCAGGUUAAUGCUCCAGUUUUGUACAAUAAACAUAUAUGCUGUACAGUAAAGACAUUUUAAAACUACAAAACUCUUUUAGAUAUACCUUAUUUAUUUUUAACAUUUUGUAAUUUAGACACUAUACUGUAGCUUCAAUAUUGCCAGACUUACUGGAAGUGCCUAUAUUGGUAUUAUGUAUCAUACAGUGAAUAUAUUUGAAGAUCAUUAGACUUUGUCACAAACUGAAACAUGUGGAUGUUGUAAUGUGAAUACAAUGAAUUACAAAAUUACAAUCCCUGUCGUAUCCUGUGUUGUCGAUGCAUCACUUUUGGUUGAAGGCAUUAUGUGUUACAUUCAUGAAGGCAUGACGGGAUGAUAGAUUUAUUCAGAUCAACACUGCAGUGUAUGUGAAAGGUUGCAUGUAUGAUCAAGUAAGUCCUGCUUUUCCAAAAAAUGUGAUUCCAUUUAAAAAAAAAAAAAAAGAGAGACCAAAACCAAAAUAAGAGAAAAAUAAUAAAAAAUCUCAAGAAAACAUUUUAUAUAAUCACAUGUCAUGCAGACACUUCAGAAUGCUUUGAUUAAAAAACAUUGUAAAUGCACAAUAUAUAUGAGCCACAAGGGAGAGGUAAAAUGUAAAAGAGCCACAUGUGACUCUGGAGCCAUAAGUUGCAGACCCUGAUUUAGACAUUUAGCCAUUCAAGGUGAUCCAAGUGUAGUUUCUUUACCUUUCAUUUAGUUUAGUUAUUUAUUUAUUUUUACACAACAUUUAAUAAAUGUAUUAAGAGAAAAGGCUAAACUUCUACCAUCUGAGAUUUAAAAAUGCACAUGAAAAGGCUCUGUAAUGUGCAGCAUUCCUAAGAUUGUACGGUUCUUUAAGAGUCUUAACACAGGAUUAAAAUUCCCUCUUGACAAACAAGCACUCCAUAUCCUUGGGUGUACUGGGGUCAUAGGAAAAUAGGAUCUAUUUCUUUGUUAUUUAUAAGAUGUAUAAUGAAAACAGUACAGAAGUGAUCUUGUGGAUAACGGUUGACUGCAUUGUGGUCAUUAUACUAGGCUUUCCCAAUGAAUUUUACAGGUGUUUUACAGUGUGUAAAACGAUCAAAAUGGCUUGCCAUACAAUCUACGUCACCCAUGCUACAGGUUCUCAAAGUGUUUUAAAUUAAGUUGCUGAAUGUUGCAGCGACUGACCGACACCAAUGACUUCCCACAGAGUCGGGGUUUCGCCAUUUUCCAUAUACUGUAAAACAUUAGGUGCGCUUGUUCCUGCAAGGUGAACGGUAUCCGGUCUGUCGCCUCUGUCAGUGCAGACGAGCAGCCUACAGGACAUUUAUGAAGAGCAUUUCGUUUUUUAUGGCUGUUUUUUUUUCGACUGAAAACGGGAUUUCAUUCGGUGUAAAUGUGCAGACGCUUCUAUUCGAGAGAAAGAUUUGAACGUUGCUUAAGUUCGGUGUGGAAAAGGCAUUGAAACCAACAUUGCUAAGGAAGCAAAAACUAGGAGGUUACCAUGACAAAAACAGACCGAACACCCACAACAGGAUGGACUCUGGACCACAAACCUGCUUAUUCACCUAUGAUGAACCCCAAUCUGAAGAUGUUUCUUGCAGCUUUGUCCUUCGCUUACUUUGCCAAAGCUUUAUGUGGCAGCUACAUGAAAAGCACAAUAACACAACUAGAGAGGAGAUUUGACAUCCCCAGCUCUCUGAUUGGUGUCUUAGAUGGCAGCUUUGAAAUCGGUAAUUUGCUGGUAAUUGCUUUUGUAAGUUAUUUUGGGGCAAAACUUCACCGGCCCAAGAUCAUAGCAGUCGGCUGUAUUCUGAUGUCUUUAGGCACAUUCUUAAUCGCCAUGCCUCAUUUCAUUACAGGCCGCUAUACGAUCGAAACAACCAUUAGAUCGCCAGUGAAUUCAACAAAUACCUUGACUCCAUGUCCAGUGAGAACCUCAGCAGAAUCCUCUUGGAAGUAUGAAGAACCCUCCUUACUGCCUACUAGGGGCUGUGAACAAGAGUCAAGUGUUUCAAUGUGGAUAUACGUUUUACUGGGAAACAUCCUGCGAGGCAUUGGAGAGACACCUGUACAGCCCUUGGGGAUCUCUUACAUUGAUGAUUAUGCCCAGUCUGAGAAUGCCGCUCUCUAUAUUGGUUGUGUGCAAACCAUAGCAAUUAUUGGUCCUGUUUUUGGGUACUUGCUGGGGUCACUGUGUGCUAAAAUCUAUGUUGACAUCGGCUACGUGGAUAUGGAUAUGGUCACAAUUACCUCCAGUGAUGCACGCUGGGUAGGGGCAUGGUGGCUGGGCUACCUUAUCGCUGGUGUGAUCACCCUCAUGUCAGCUGUCCCUUUCUGGUUCCUGCCAAAAUCCCUGCCUAUACCUGUGGACAAACAUGACAGGAGCUGCUCUCCAGAUCAAACCAGGUUCAUCAAAGAUUCUCCAAUUAUGACCCACAAGAUCAGACAAGAGGAGCCAGCAAAUUUAUAUCUGAUGGCCAGUGAAUUUGUUCCGACACUGAAGACUCUGUUUGGAAAUCCUGUCUACACCAUCUACCUUUGUGUCACAAUCCUUCAGUUCAACUCUCUCAUUGGUAUGGUCACCUACAAACCUAAAUACAUUGAGCAGCAUUAUGGUCAGUCAGCAUCAAAAGCCAAUUUUUUCAUGGGCAUGGUGAACAUCCCAGCUGUAGCUGUUGGGAUGUUCUCUGGCGGGGUGGUCAUGAAAAGGUUCAAGAUGGGUGUCAUGGGAGCAGCUAAAUUUGCCUUUGGGACAUCCUUGCUUGGUUUCUUUCUGUCACUUCUUUUUUUAGCUAUGGGAUGUGAGAACUCAAAGGUAGCUGGCCUCACAGUUUCAUAUACGGGAGUUCAAGGUUUAUCCCACCAGGAACAGUCCCUCUUUUCAGACUGUAACUCCGGUUGCUUUUGCUCAAGCAAAGGUUGGGAUCCAGUGUGUGGAGAGAAUGGGAUCACCUAUGUAUCCCCUUGUUUGGCUGGAUGCACUUCAGCCUCUGGCUCUGGAAUAAACAUCACGUUUGACAAUUGCAGGUGUGUAGGAGUGUCUUACAUCAAGUCGGGCAACUUAACGGCCAUUCUGGGCAAGUGUCCACACAGAGAGAGCUGCGACAAAGUCUUUCCAUAUUUCAUGGCUUUAUCCGUCCUCAGUUCCUUCGUCAUUUCUCUCGGAGGAACACCUGGUUUUAUGCUGCUCGUCAGGUGCAUUAAACCUGAGUUGAAAUCCCUCGCUCUUGGAAUCCACACGUUGGCCACUCGUACUCUGGCUGGAAUACCAGCUCCCAUAUACUUUGGGGCUAUCAUCGAUACGACCUGCCUCCAGUGGGGAUACAAAAUGUGUGGAGGAAAAGGCGCUUGUAGAAUAUAUGAUACAUCAGCUUACAGGGUAGUGUAUUUGGGCCUCACACUGGGCUUGAGAACUCUUUCUUUUAUAUUUUGCAUUUGGGGCUUUGCUUUGCUCAAGAAGCACCUCAGCAGGGAGGAGAAGAAGGCUCUGACCAAUGGGAGUGCUGAGAUGGAGCUGCUGAGGAAAGAGGAGAACAGCUGUGUGCACGGUGAACCGUUCAUGUUGGGCUUAGACUGCGAUGUGGAUCGAGAAACUGACUUGUGAGCCCUCGUCUGACCCAACUCCCAUGGCACCUCAUACUAUGGAGCGUGGCCACACCUGACAGUUUUUAUAGCACAAAGGUUGUAUUUGUACAUGAACGGAGUACACACGACAUCUACAAAUUGUAAGUUUUUGUGUGUUUUGAACAAAUUGAAGACUUUUGUUACAAAAACAGGAAAGUAUGCAGUUUUUUAAUACUGGAUUAUUGAUCCAUGCUGGUAAUAGUUCAAUAGCUACCAUUAUGUCAGUUUUGUGCUUGUGGAUUGGCUUUUCUGACCCUGUUAUAACACAGAUGCAUGACAAUGACAUUUAGAGUAGAUCAAGGGCCUUUGUCCUUUAGACACGAAGUCAUAACUUCUUGUUAAUUACACUUUUUUUAGCUGAAAACCCCCCACUUUUGUAGGAAUUCUAAUGUGAACUGUUGUGCCUUGAGUAUUACAGUGUUGUGUUUUGUCGCUUCAGUAAUGCGAAACAGAGAUAUGAAACCACAUUAAUGCAC
Molecule: messenger RNA, 6672 nt
Organism: Oryzias latipes (Japanese medaka)
Lineage: Eukaryota; Metazoa; Chordata; Actinopteri; Beloniformes; Adrianichthyidae
Product: solute carrier organic anion transporter family member 1C1
Biological process (GO): sodium-independent organic anion transport; transmembrane transport
Cellular component (GO): basolateral plasma membrane
Molecular function (GO): protein binding
Source: RefSeq, a predicted model, not a curated record